Messenger RNA from Ceutorhynchus assimilis (cabbage seed weevil), 1670 nucleotides. Lineage: Eukaryota; Metazoa; Arthropoda; Insecta; Coleoptera; Curculionidae. The record is from the annotation of a GenBank genome assembly.
GCUAAAUAAGUGAUUCUAAAUUGCUCCAGUCUGUGUUGUUUUACCAUACAAUACAGUCGCGUUUGUAUUGCCAGACUGAUUUGUGAUAAGAGCGAUAAUAUUUUGUACGAUAAAUUUAUUAAUUUGAUACCCGGCUAUAGUGAAUAAUAAUUAUACCAGUCAGAUUCAUCAUGAAACAAAGUCCAGAAGAAAUAGUCAAUAAGGCCCGCAAGGCCUUCGCCAGUGGUAAAACCAAAACCUACGAAUUCAGGUUGAGCCAGCUAAAAGGUCUAAAAAAAUUCGUCUCAGACAACGAAGUUGAAAUGGUAGAAAUAUUGAAAACAGAAAACACUAAACCAAAGUUUGAAGCUUACCUAGGGGAAAUCAAUCAUAUGAAGGCUGAUAUACAAAACGCUAUUAAUAAUCUGGAAGAGUGGAUGAAGCCUUUGAAACCUACUAAGCCUUUACCCAACAUCAUGGACCAAGUCCUAAUUACUCCAGAACCAUUCGGUGUUGUCUUGAUAAUCGGCCCCUGGAACUAUCCACUUGCCCUAAAUAUUUCUCCAUUAGUUGGUGCGAUCGCCGCUGGAAAUUGCGCCAUAGUAAAACCUUCCGAAGUGACUCCAAAAACUGCCAAUUUUCUGCUGGAAACUUUACCAAAAUAUCUGGACCAAAGUUGCUACUACGUUUACAACGGAGGGGUUCCAGAAACCAGCGCUUUGCUGGAACAGCGAUUCGAUUACGUUUUUUACACUGGCAGCACUGGCGUUGGAAAAAUUGUAUACGCAGCUGCUGCCAAGCAUUUGACGCCUGUUACUUUGGAACUUGGAGGUAAAAGUCCUGUUUACUUGGACGAUUCUGCUGAUAUUGAGGUGGCAGCUAGAAGAAUAAUGUGGGGCAAAUGCUUGAAUGCUGGACAAAGUUGCAUAGAGCCUGAUUAUUUACUAUGCAGCGUCUAUAUGAGAGAUAAAUUUAUCAAGGCUGCCAAACUGGCUAUAAAAGAAUGGUACGGAGACAAUCCAGCCAAAAAUCCAGAUUUUUGUAAAAUAAUCAACGACAACCAUUUCCAGAGAAUAACCAGAUUAUUGAAAGGUGCUAAAAUUGCCAUGGGGGGCGCAACAGAUCCUGAAACUCGUUUCAUCGAGCCUACGAUUUUAAUUGACGUAAAACCUGAUGAUCUGGUAAUGCAAGAGGAAAUCUUUGGUCCAGUUUUGCCAAUUUUAACCGUGGACACUCCAGAAGAGGCCAUAGAGUUUAUAAAUAAACGUGAAAAAUCUUUGGCACUUUAUGUGUUCAGUACAAGUAAAAUGGAGCAAGAUAAGUUUAUUAAAGGCACCUCAAGCGGUGGUAUAGUGAUUAAUGACGUAAUGAUGCACUAUAGUUGUGAUGCUUUACCUUUUGGAGGAGUUGGUAACAGCGGUAUUGGUAGAUACCAUGGGGAUUUUAGUUUUGAAACUUUUUCGCACAAGAAAGCUACUUUGGUCAAAGGAUUGGACAAAAUGGGCGAGUUUAUGCAAAAAAUCAGGUAUCCUCCCUACACCGAUGGAAAUUUGAAAAUCCUAUCGACGCUGACUCAGAAAUUUCCAAUUGGACCAGGAUUAAUUAGAUUAAUCAAGCCUGCGCUUGCUGUAGUUUUAGCUCUUAUUGUUUAUUUUGGUUUUUAUUUCAGAAAAUAAAGAAAUUAACAGAUA